Messenger RNA from Psammomys obesus (fat sand rat), 426 nucleotides. RefSeq names its product cystatin-13. The record is from RefSeq and is a predicted model, not a curated record. The transcript is spliced from 3 exons. Gene Ontology annotation, molecular function: cysteine-type endopeptidase inhibitor activity. Lineage: Eukaryota; Metazoa; Chordata; Mammalia; Rodentia; Muridae. Bases 1 to 426 code for a protein of 141 amino acids.
AUGGCCAGAUUCUUACAGCCCCUGCUGUUCCUGGUGCUCACAAUGGGCCUUGUGUCUAGAAGAGUCCAAGCCUGGGGCUCACCUAAGAUUGUGAGACCAUUCGAAGACAUCCCCAAAAACUAUGUCUAUGUGCAGCAAGCAAUCUGGUAUGCCAUGAAAGAGUAUAACAAGGCCAGCAGGGACCAGUACAGCUUCAGGGUGGUGGACAUUCUAAAAUCUCAAGAGCAGCUUACAGACAGUCUGGAGUACUAUCUUGAAGUAAAAAUUGCCCGAACAAUGUGCAAGAAAACUUUAGGGGACAACGAAAACUGCUUGUUUCAGCAUGAUCCUAAAAUGAAAAAGAACGUGUUUUGCAUCUUUAUUGUUAGAUCCAAACCAUGGAAGUUUGAACUUAAAAUGCUGAAGAAGCAAUGCAAAGAUAUCUAA